This is a messenger RNA of Talaromyces marneffei, 264 nucleotides long. RefSeq lists its product as uncharacterized. Gene Ontology annotation, biological process: proteasome assembly; mRNA export from nucleus; double-strand break repair via homologous recombination. The record is from RefSeq and is a predicted model, not a curated record. Gene Ontology annotation, cellular component: proteasome regulatory particle, lid subcomplex; proteasome complex. NCBI's taxonomy places the organism in Eukaryota, Fungi, Ascomycota, Eurotiomycetes, Eurotiales, Trichocomaceae. The transcript is spliced from 3 exons. The coding region runs from base 1 to 264 and encodes 87 amino acids.
AUGUCAGACACCAGCAAGGCGCAAGCCGAAUCUACACAGCCCACCCAACAAAAGAAGACCCCGCAAGUGUUAGAGGAGGAUGAUGAGUUUGAAGACUUUCCGGUAGAGGACUGGCCACAAGAAGAAACCGAGCAGGGUCAAGGUUCGAACGCAAAUGGUACCAACACACAUCUCUGGGAAGAGAGCUGGGACGACGACGAUGAGAGUGAAGAUUUCUCCAAGCAGCUCAAGGAGGAAAUGAAGAAAGUCGAGGGCGCUAAAUAG